Molecule: messenger RNA, 1497 nt
Organism: Brassica napus (rape)
Lineage: Eukaryota; Viridiplantae; Streptophyta; Magnoliopsida; Brassicales; Brassicaceae
Product: protein PAM71-homolog, chloroplastic
Exons: 9
Coding region: 229-1296 (355 amino acids)
Biological process (GO): calcium ion transmembrane transport; Golgi calcium ion transport; Golgi calcium ion homeostasis
Cellular component (GO): Golgi apparatus; chloroplast
Molecular function (GO): calcium ion transmembrane transporter activity; manganese ion transmembrane transporter activity
Source: RefSeq, a predicted model, not a curated record
CAAAAAACACACGUGGCGCAGCGAAGUCAAAUCCCAACCGCACAGACAAAGCAACCCGAAUUGCACAAUCCUAUCUCCAUCAUCCCCAUAACCCAUUCUCUCUCUCUCUCUGCAGAGUAAAAUCCGAAGAAAGUCUCCAUCUUUCUUUCUUUCUGGGUUUCCUGUUUAUCAAACCAAAGCAAUGAUUCACUAAACCCUCUGCUUCCGUGGAUUCAGAGUAAAAGAACAAUGACUGUUACAGGCGUUAGCAAUAGUGCUAAUUCCACAGCAUUAGCAUCUGUAUAUUCAGUACGCAAGCUCCCGUUUCUCUCUCUCUCUGAAUCGUUGCCUUGCCCCAAGAAUUCUAGAAAACCAGCGUCUCCUACUCCUUUAAGAUGUAGAUGGACAUCAAGAUCGGAUUCGCUCUGCGGAAAAUUUAGAGUUCAUGCAUCAAAUGCUGGUGUUGGAUCUGGUAGUGAGGAGGAUGGAUCUCAAAGUAGUUCUCUUGAUCGGUCUCAUGCCACCUCAUCAGAAAGCUUAAAACCUCAAGGGCCAUUCCCGUACUCUUUGUCGAUAGCCCUUGUACUACUGGCUUGCGGUUUGGUAUUCUCUCUAAUCACAUUUGUCAAGGGAGGACCAUCCUCAGUUCUAGCAGCAGUUGCAAAAUCAGGCUUCACAGCAGCCUUCUCACUGAUCUUCGUUUCUGAGAUUGGUGACAAGACAUUUUUUAUUGCUGCGUUAUUGGCUAUGCAAUACGAGAAAACAUUGGUCCUUUUAGGUUCAAUGGGAGCUUUAUCGCUGAUGACUAUCUUAUCCGUUGUUAUCGGGAAGGUUUUUCAAUCCGUGCCUGCUCAGUUCCAGACAACACUACCGAUAGGAGAAUAUGCUGCAAUUGCGCUUCUCAUGUUCUUUGGAUUGAAAUCCAUCAAGGAUGCAUGGGAUCUUCCACAAGCGGAAGCCAAGAAUGGUGAGGAAAGUGGUAUAGAACUCGGUGAAUACACUGAAGCUGAGGAACUCGUUAAAGAAAAGGCGUCGAAAAAGUUGACAAACCCACUUGAAAUCCUCUGGAAAUCGUUCAGCCUUGUGUUCUUUGCUGAAUGGGGAGAUCGGUCAAUGCUUGCAACUGUUGCCCUUGGUGCUGCACAGUCUCCAUGGGGAGUUGCGAGUGGAGCUAUUGCUGGACACUUAGUGGCAACAUUGCUUGCUAUCAUGGGUGGCGCCUUCUUAGCCAACUAUAUAUCUGAGAAACUGGUGGGAUAUGUUGGUGGAGCUCUCUUCUUAGUAUUUGCUGCAGCUACAUUCUUCGGAGUGUUCUGAGUAUACUCAUGGCCCUAUAGGAGAAGUAGGGGCUGACCGAACAAUGUUUGUUCCUGAAAUUCAUAAUCCUUACAGUAUUCUAUGCUUAGUUCUUUGUCUGGACCAUAAGCAUGUAAUCAAUAAACACACAAAGCGCUUCCUAUAAAUGGUGCAGGAUAUGAUGUUUGUUGUACCAAAUCAUAUAAAAUUCAAUGUUUCUUU